CACACACACAGUCAAUUUCUGACACACACAUUUUACAAUAGCAUAUGAACAAAAGCCAUUUAGUGUUAUUAUAUGAACACAUCAUAAAGUUGUUAGCAGUGGGUUUUUUUCCAGUUUAUAACAAAACGUCUUUUUGAGGAAACACAAGCGACUAAUCUCCGGACUUCCUGUUUAAAGCCUGGCUGUUGACUGGUAAAAGGGGAUGAGGUCCUUGGAAGAUAAUAAAACUACCCAAUGAAACCGGAAUAGAGCUUCAGUCAAAAUGAGCUGGAUUCCCUUCAAGAUUGGACAACCGAAGAAGCAGAUUGUCUCUAAAACCGUUGAAAGAGACUUCGAGCGGGAAUAUGACAAGCUUCAAAAGCUGGAAGAUCAGACAAAAAAGCUUCACAAGGACAUGAAGAAAAGCACUGAGGCUGAUUUAGCCAUGUCCAAAGCAGCAGUGAAGAUCUCUGCAGACCUGCUGAGCAACCCACUGUGUGAUCAAGACCAGGCCUUCGUGGACUCCAUGACCGCCUUAGAUACCGCUAUGAGAAGGAUGGACUCCUUCAACCAGGAGAAGGUCAACCAGAUCCAGAAGACCGUUAUUGACCCGCUGAAAAAGUACAGCGGCGUCUUCCCCAGCCUCAACAUGGCAGUGAAGCGCCGGGAGCAGGCUCUGCAGGACUACAAACGCUUGCAAUCCAAAGCGGAGAAGUACGAAGAGAAAGACAAAACCGGGCCCGUUAUGGUCAAACUGCAUCAGGCCAGAGAGGAGCUCCGACCGGUCAGGGACGACUUUGAGGUCAAGAACAAGCAGCUGCUGGACGAGAUGCCCAAAUUCUACCACAGUCGCAUCGACUACUUCCAGCCCAGCUUUGAGGCUCUGAUCAGGGCGCAGGUUGUCUACUAUACCGAAAUGUACAAGAUCUUCAGCGAGUUAACGGACCAGAUCGACCAGGCAGGGCUGACAGACGAGCAGAGGGAGAGGGAGACCGAGGCCAAGCUCAGCGAGUUGCGUGCUCUGUCCAUUGUUGCCGACGACUGAGGGAGGACCGUCGAAAACCGGGAAGGGUUCCUUUCAUGCCUCUCUGAAUGGAUUGCAGUCUUUUCAUGCUCCUUCGUGCAGUUCAAACGGACGGCAUUAGCCUUAACCUGAUAAUCAGAUUGUUUCCUUGCGGCCUCAUCGCCCCCCCUCUCCCCCCACCCCCCUCCUCUUGCGCUACAAUCCCAUGUUUUAUCCUUUCUACAGACACUUUCUACAGAAGCUGAAAUGCCACAUUAAACUAAGCCAUUAGCCACGUGCAGCAUUAUAAGCCAAUGUUUUUUUUCUUAAUUCUUUUUUUUUUUUAAGGAAUCAAACUGUUCUCGUCAGAACUAAUUUACAAGGGUACACUUUGUGGUGACAGAGUUGACUAUUAGCGUUUGCUUCUAGAGCAGGAACGUUUUCAUUAGUCACAUCUGCAAUGUCACUAAGAAAUUUUAAAACUGUCUUUUAAUGGCCUACGUUUUAAACAAUAAAAACUACAGGUGGAAUGUUAUGCAAUAUACUGUAGGUUCCCGGCAAUAAAAUGUAAGUGUGUAUUUCGGCCUUUGGCGAAGUCCAGCAUUGUGCCAUGUUAUGAGGCCUUGUCAUUGGGGUUUAUUAGAACGGUUUGACAAUCACCUGCGCAUGAAGUGCCUACGUUGUGCUGCCUGUGGACGGAGGUUGUGCAGCAGUGUUGAAAGGUCGACCACUCGCACCCGAAGAGAACAAGCUGCUGUAUGAAGUCUGAUCAAAAACAAAGGCUGGUGCUCCCUCUAGUGGAAGAUAUCAAUCAUAACCGUUUAUACUUUUUAUUCACACAUCCAUCCUUUUAUGUUGUGGUUCCGUUUGUCUGUUAGCAACACAUUUCCAUGAGUUUUGAACCAAAUCAUUGCACUCCUGUGUUUCCAUCAGGUACGGCCUCAGUAUCGACACGUAUGACCUGUGGAUACACACGUUGUUCCAAUAUCAUGUGAAGGGGUUUCAUACCAAGAACUUAACUAUUUAUUCUUCCACAUAUUUUCAAAUUACUAAAACAAAUAGUGAGUUUUUAUUUUACUUACACAUGUGCAUUAAUGAAGGUUUUGGGAAAUAAUGAAGUUAAGUGAAGAGAAAUCUUCACACCAAGUAAUUAAUAGACUAGACCAAUUUUCUUUCAUGUAUUGUACUAAAUCUGUGAAAUUAUGAAUUUUCAACCAUCAUUGUAAUGUAUAGUCUAUUGUGAAAUAAAUUAACUGAGAAUA
This is a messenger RNA of Gasterosteus aculeatus aculeatus (three-spined stickleback), 2244 nucleotides long. It is a transcript of the gene bin3, whose product is annotated as bridging integrator 3. Gene Ontology annotation, biological process: endocytosis; actin cortical patch localization; plasma membrane tubulation. Gene Ontology annotation, molecular function: lipid binding; protein binding. Gene Ontology annotation, cellular component: cytoplasm; actin cytoskeleton. The record is from RefSeq and is a predicted model, not a curated record. NCBI's taxonomy places the organism in Eukaryota, Metazoa, Chordata, Actinopteri, Perciformes, Gasterosteidae.